This is a messenger RNA of Fusarium redolens, 1744 nucleotides long. RefSeq lists its product as uncharacterized. The coding region runs from base 99 to 1442 and encodes 447 amino acids. Gene Ontology annotation, biological process: regulation of DNA-templated transcription. Gene Ontology annotation, molecular function: zinc ion binding; DNA-binding transcription factor activity, RNA polymerase II-specific. The record is from RefSeq and is a predicted model, not a curated record. NCBI's taxonomy places the organism in Eukaryota, Fungi, Ascomycota, Sordariomycetes, Hypocreales, Nectriaceae. The transcript has a single exon.
CUUUUCCCAAUGCCUCACCUCAUUUGCAGCAGACACUUCUUCUCCUGCGCAAAGCUGGCCAGCGUUCUCUCAAACCGUUUUAGUCUUUUCUCACAGACAUGGUAUCAUCAAGGCAAAAGUCCUGCUCGGCCUGUGUCCGGGGUAAAAGGCGGUGCGACCUCGGGUUCCCGCAGUGCGGACGCUGUCUUGCAAAACGAGCCACUUGUGUUUAUGCUUGGAUGUCGCCUAAAGACGCGCAAGAGAUUGCGAAAAGCUCUGAUGUGAUUGUUUGGAAUAGCCGAGCCGACACUACCGAAGCCUCACAGUCCAAUCACGGGUCGUUCAGACCAGAAGUUGGCCAUGAGAAUAAUGAUAUUUCAUUGUUCCCAACUCCCAUAACCCUCCCCCCGCCUCUGGUGCCACUUAUAGAUGAGAUAACUGGCCGGGGAAGAACCAUAUCAUUAUUUACCCCAGACCCCUAUCCUCAAUCCUCGAAUCAGCCAUAUCCAGAUACACACAUCAAUUCACACACGCUCCACCCUGCAACUGACAUUGGUACUUCAUUAGUACCAUUACGAGGGCCCAGGGGUAGCUCUGUAUACACAGGCAAAACUUUCAGGGAGCGUGCAGAGUAUGCUGCAAGUCGGCUGGUCCAUCAGGUCAGCAGUUUUGCAGAAACGGGACAAACAUGCUUCAUCCACUACUCUCAAAUCAGCAGCUCUUCAUUGCGAGACGCUUUCGCUGCUUGCUCCCUACACACAACACGCAACUCAGCCAAUGCAUCUCUUGUCGUAUCGGAGAUUGCACGACGAGCAGAACUACUCAUAAAGGCUACAAAUACAGCCAUCUCUUUGAGUCCUCCGAAUUCUCACUCGACCAUGAAUCUUGACCUCCUGCCCUCCACACAGGCCAUGCUGAUAUACCAAACCAUGCGGCUAUUCUCAACAGACGACAGCCCACAGCGUACACAGGCUGAGCAAGACGCCAAGUCACUCGCCAAAUGGGUAGAUAUAUUGCAAGCACAGACGUCAGAGGAUUCUUGCAGCAAUUCAAAGCUUGGUCUUUCUUGGGAAGAUUGGAUCCGAGUAGAAAGCAUCCAACGUACCAUGAUAUUUGCAGAGCUUCUGGAGAGCACUUACACCUUCCUCAAAUUUGGCUGGUACCAACCCAGUUUGAUGAUGGCCAACCUAGGCUUUACAGGACAAGGAGCCAUUUGGAAAGCAAGGUCACUGGUAGAGUGGCAACAAACCAGGGAACAAAAGGCUUGGCUCAGAUUGGACAUGUCGACGUUUCAUGACUGCAUCAAAGGGGCUUCUUUGGAACACCUUGAUGAGUUGGGAAUUAUCCUUUUGGUCAGUUAUGAGGGCGUUGAAGUUUUGAAGAACUGGGCUGGCGGUGACAAAAGACUGCUUGAGAAGUGGGGAUUAAGCUCCAGUGAUGACUUCUUCUCUUGGCUGUAUUAAUUCACCAUAUUACAUGUUUGUCAAAGACUGUGUUUAACAACCUCUGGUGUUAUUACCUUGAAUUUGUUUACGGAAGCAUAUUGAAUCUCCACAGUCCAUUUAGGUAUUGCCAGGCGUCAACUGAAAUAUCAGCUGCGUUACUCUUAUGUAAUGGUUUAAAAGCCGGUAUACGUGAAAGACACUCGUAAUUGCAUAGUUAUCAAUUGCAUAUAGGAUUUAGUGCGAAUUUUUCUAUAGCCUUCCCUCAUCAACCUCUGCAAAGCCCUGCAGAGCUCAACAGCACAUUCUAAAUCAGUUCAAAC